This is a messenger RNA of Myiozetetes cayanensis, 2760 nucleotides long. It is a transcript of the gene CCDC61, whose product is annotated as coiled-coil domain containing 61. The transcript has 15 exons. The record is from RefSeq and is a predicted model, not a curated record. The coding region runs from base 1357 to 2649 and encodes 430 amino acids. Gene Ontology annotation, cellular component: centrosome. NCBI's taxonomy places the organism in Eukaryota, Metazoa, Chordata, Aves, Passeriformes, Tyrannidae.
CUCUGCCAGGGUUGAGACCGUACCUGGGUUGGACCCUCUGCAGCCAAACCUGCUCCCGGCUGAGCAUCUCCCUGCAGCCCCUCCAAGAGGCUCCCGGCCAUGGGGCAUCUCCAAGGCCUGUUCCUGGGCUGGCUUGCAGACAACCUGUCUCUCCUGUACUGGUAGCCCAGGGCUGGGACCCAGUGCUCAAAGGGUGGGCUCACCACUACUGAGGAAGGAGCACACAAUCCCGCUGCCACCUGCCUCCAAGUGCCACCCAGGAGAGUGAUGCUUUAUCCUUUGCAUCCUGUUGCUCAUGGUCACCUUAGUGGGCCCCGGGGUCCUUCAAAGCAAAAGGAAUGAGCCUCCAGGGGGAUGGUUCCCCAGGGUUAACAAGCCUGAGGGGGUUGGGCCUGAGAUGUGAGGGCCAACAGGGUAAAGCACAUCUGGUGGGCCCAGGGUUAAUCAUCCCAAGGAUGAUGGGAUCAAGGACAAAUGGACCCGAAGGUAAAAAACAACUGGCUGGUUGCCCCCACCCCAAAGGUGAUGGCCCCCAGGAUUAAUCCCCCCCAAGUGUGAUAGGCCUCAGGGUUUACCACCUUGAGGGUGAUAGAUCUGUGCUUCCAAAGUAAGGAAAAUAGCAUCACUUUUAAAUCACUAAAACCUACACUUGGGAGACCAAAUAGUCAAUUUAAGAUACAAACCCACAAUUUCAUACUACAAAACCACAUUUAGACAUCACAAGAUUUAUGCUUUUAAAGUUCAAAGACUCAUUUAGAAGGUCCACAGCAUCAUUUUGAAGGCCUCAGAUUUGACCGGAAGGUUCAGUGCCUCAUUUGUAGAGUCCAAAGGCUCAUAUUUGGCCCCAAACCAAUUGGAUAUGUUCCAAAUCCUCCCUCUCAGAGGGAGAGAAUUCAGUCUGCAAUUUAGCUGGCUCAAAGCUGCCUUUUAAGGCUCCACAGAGGCAUUUCCUCAUGCACUUACAAGUAAAGUAGGUCCUGAGCUACUCUAGUGAGGGUCAGAGUGUUCAUCUUUCCUUCUCUGUAAUGGUGCAGGUGUCCCCUGUGUCACACUGGGAAGCAGGUCAAGCCCAACAGUCCAGCUGCUGUCCUACCUUCCAACUGGGACAUGUGAGAUAGCGAGCAGCAGGUUUUAAGGGCUGCAGUUGGCUGGCUCCAUCCAACAACAGCUCUUCCUGCAUGAGGGCGGCAACGGACCGGACCCGGCGGCCUCAGGGGGAGGGGGCGGGGCCUGCCGGACGUCACGGUCGAAGGGCUGCACAGGCAGGCGUCGCUCCUCCUCUUCUCCAGGAAUGACUGACAGCCGCAAUAACCAACGGCGCCGCGGAGGCGGGAGGCGGGCUCCGCCUGACAGCCAAUGGCAGCGAGAGGCUGGCGGGCAGCCAAGCGGCUAACGGCACUAAGACCCCCCUGCGCAAUGGCAGAGCCGCGGUACCUGCAGGCCGAUUGCAGUUUUCGGCCCGGGACACACACGGUGCGGGUGACCCUGGCUCGCACUGUGCUGCGGGUGGAGGUGGAGGCUCAUGGCACCGCUGAUCUGUGGAGGGGCGAGUUCGAUGCCGCUUUCAUCGAGGACAUGACCCGCAAAACUGGGAAUUUCAAGCAGUUCGGCAUUUUCUGCAGCAUGCUGGAGUCAGCACUGAUACAGAGCAGCGAGUCCGUCAGCCUGGAGCUCCUCACCUACACCGAUCUAGAGACCCUGCGUAGCUGGAAAGUGGGGGCAAUCGCCCGGCCUCCCCCUUCCUCCUCUUCCCCCCUGAGUACUAGGCGCUACCUUAUCCUCGUCUACUCUGUGGAGAUCCACUACCCGCUGCCACUGCCUUACGCUGGGCGGCAGGACCUUGCCACACUGGUGCAGGAGUUGCGGGAGGAGCUGGCACAGCUUCGGGCACGACGCCUGGAGGAGAUCCAGCACCUGCGGGACGCGCUGCGACGCGCAGUGGAGGAGAAGCGGGUAGCAGAGGCCCGGCAUCAGCGUGAGCACCGUCAGCUGGCUGCCCAGCUGGCCGAGGCAAAGGCAUCAGAGCAGAGGCUGCAGCUGCGGGUGAAGAGCCUGACAGCCGAACUGGCCUCCUGCAGGAGGGGCCGCCGGACAUCUGCCAGCACGGCCCCCUGCCCCCAGAAGCAACGCUCAGCAUCCCUGGAGAGCCACAGGAGCAGCCUGGGCCGCCCCUCUCUGCGAUCCCCAUCACCUGCAGGUUCCCGCCUGCCACGCUUCGACCCCACUGCCUUCGUCAGGGCCCAGCAGCGACGGCAGAAGGAGGCUGAGCUCAGAAACCAGCGGAACAGAGCAGCUUUUGGCAGCACCAGUCCAGUGAGGAGCCAUGGGCGCAGCUCGUCGGCCACAAGCUUCCGGAGCUGGUGCUCGGCAGCGAGCUCUGGCAGCAAAGGCAGUGAGCGCCCCAAGGCUAUGCCCCACAGUGACAGGAGGGUGACCCGUACCGAGAGACCCCUGAGCACCUCGUCCUGCAAUGGCCUCUGUAUGGCACCUCGCCUGGCUGCCAGCCACAAGCUGCCCACACGCAGCGCUACUGGCAAGCGCCCUGGUAAAGAGAACCACUCUGAAGAACCCUCGGCUGAGCUGGCUGAGAUUGAUGCCCGGCUGUGGGCACUGCAAGAGUACAUGAACAGCCUGGACACCUGCAUGUAACUCCCCCCAUGGACCCUCCAGCCCCUCUGGGAACCCUCCCCCUCCCUGUGUCGUGGAGUUGACGGUGGUGUGGGGCAAGCGUUCCCCCAAAUAAACCCUUGUCUGGCCCUA